Messenger RNA from Pocillopora meandrina, 495 nucleotides. The record is from the annotation of a GenBank genome assembly. Lineage: Eukaryota; Metazoa; Cnidaria; Anthozoa; Scleractinia; Pocilloporidae.
UUGGGAAGUACUACGUACUGUAGUGACUCGAGCGAUUGUGUGUGGAGUGAAACCUGUUGUUCAGAUAGCGUCUGUAGAGACAAUUGUUACUACUGCACGUACAGCUAUCAAUGUGGUACAGGCGAAGAAUGUUGUAACCACGAAUGCACCUAUUCAUGUAUUUCGUAUGCUGGAUCCAUUGCAGGCGCUGUCAUUGGUACAAUAAUUUUCUUCGCCAUAAUCAUUUCCAUUGCAUCCUGCUGCUGCUGUGCUUGUUGCCCAUACUACCGCUAUCGUACAACCGGCACUGUGGUCGUCACCCCACAGCUUUAUCAACCGUACGUAUCAAAUCAUACCCAUAUGAUAAUGACGCAGCAAAUACAAGCUCCUCCGCCGGUCAACUACAACCAGCCACUUCCAGGUUACCUACAGCCUCCUUCGGGACACAAUCAGCCUCCUCCGCCUUACCCAAGCUACCCUCCGCCUUCAACUCAGCAUCCCCCUCCUCAAGGAUAA